CUCCUCCUCCUCCUCGCCGCCGUCGCGCUGCUCGCGGCGGUGGCCACGGCGGACGACGCCAAGCCGACGAUCCUGACCCCGGUGGCCAAGACCCCCGUGGGGUCCUUCGAGGGCGACAAGCCGGGGGACGACGCCAUGGACGACGAGGACGCCGCGCCCGUCGGCUCCCCCAUCGGCACCACCAUGACCGAGCCCAAGCCAGAGGGCUCCACGCCCGGCGCCGCCGGGGGCGACGCGCCGGCGCCCAGCGCCGCCUCCUCCUUCGCGGCCCGCUUCGGCGGCGCCGUGGCCGUGGCCGCAGCAGCCGCCGGCGUCCUGGCCUUCUAAUUAAGCUCCAUCCAGGGAGAUCAACUACUCCGGCGUGGCCAGCUCCAUGCACGUAGGGUCGCCGGCAAUGGCGGAUCCACGGCUCAUCGCUCGUCCAUCCUUUCUCUCUCUCCGUGUAUAUGUAUCUAACCACGUACGCUGGCAUGCACGACACUAUUAAACUGCGAUAGCAUACGAGUAAAUUAAUGACCGUGGUGCGUGCAAUAUAGUAUAGUUCUCCAAUGAAUUUUCCCAUGCUAAUCUCAUUGUAAGUUCAGUGCAACUUUGUUUUUGUUUGCCUUCUCCAGUGGAGCAAAUUAAUUAAGUUUUGAUUGUA
This is a messenger RNA of Triticum dicoccoides, 643 nucleotides long. RefSeq lists its product as uncharacterized. NCBI's taxonomy places the organism in Eukaryota, Viridiplantae, Streptophyta, Magnoliopsida, Poales, Poaceae. The record is from RefSeq and is a predicted model, not a curated record. The annotation marks the transcript as partial. The transcript has a single exon.